Cyphellophora europaea CBS 101466 is the source of this 780-nucleotide messenger RNA. RefSeq lists its product as uncharacterized. The transcript is spliced from 2 exons. NCBI's taxonomy places the organism in Eukaryota, Fungi, Ascomycota, Eurotiomycetes, Chaetothyriales, Cyphellophoraceae. The coding region runs from base 1 to 780 and encodes 259 amino acids. Gene Ontology annotation, molecular function: ATP binding; AMP kinase activity. Gene Ontology annotation, cellular component: cytoplasm; mitochondrion. The record is from RefSeq and is a predicted model, not a curated record. Gene Ontology annotation, biological process: nucleobase-containing compound metabolic process.
AUGACUUUCGCGACUGUCUCCAGAAAGCUGAGAGAAGCUGCCAGGGUCAUUCUAGUCGGAGCUCCUGGUGUUGGAAAAGGAACACAGUCCGAGAGAUUGAUACAGCGCUAUCCGCAGCUCAGCUCUAUCGCAACCGGAGACCUACUUCGGGAUCAUGUAAAGAAUAAAACCUCUCUGGGCAAACAAGCGGAAGCGUACAUGAAUGAUGGGGGUCUUGUGCCAGAUCCACUGAUCCUGAACCUCAUCCUCUCCGAAUUGACGACUCGCAAAUGGCUCACGGUCGACAAAUCAAACGACGAAAUCAUUGCUUCUAUUGGUCGUGGUAAUGGCUCAGCGUCUUCCGCUGUGCAGCCAGACUCGCGCCCAGACUGCUCGUUUCUGUUGGACGGUUUCCCACGCACAGCUACUCAGGCACAAGCGCUCUCCCACCUGCUGCCGAUGAAUCUGGUCUUUCACCUAGUGACUCCGGUUGACAUCAUACUUGGACGUAUGGCAAAUCGUUGGAUUCACCAGACAUCAGGAAGAGUAUACAAUGUGGGCUUCAACGAUCCGAAAGUGCCUGGCAAGGAUGACCUAACAGGCGAGACCUUGGUGCAGCGAGAAGAUGACAGCGAAGCCACCUGGCGGAAGAGACUGUCCAAGUUUGAGGAGACCAGCAGUAGUCUACUUGAUUUCUACCGCAAGCAAGACUCGAGUCUCGUGGUCACGGUCAAAGGCAACAGCAGUGAUGAGAUUUCGCCGCAGAUAUUUGAGGAGAUUGAUCGCAGAUUUGGCGCGUGA